CGCGGCAAUUUCGGCGGCGUCCUCUCCUCUCCAUCCAUCUGCCUCACCCUCCCCCGCCGCCUCAACACGGCGCCAUCCUCAUCACGAACCCACCAAACAAACAAAAGGCGGACCCAACUCCCCCUCCUCCACCUUCCCCGGAGCACAAAUCUCCCAUCCCAAUCCCCGCCCCCGUCGGUAGCCGAUCGCGUCGACGAUGCUGGGCGCCGCGAGGAGAUCCGGAUGCGUGCUGGGGCAACUGAUGCAGACCCUCCGCCCGGCGGCCACGGCGGCGAGGAGCUACUCCGCGACCCCGAAGGAGAUGACUGUGCGUGAAGCAUUGAAUUCCGCCCUUGACGAGGAGAUGUCUGCCGACCCUUCUGUUUUCUUAAUGGGAGAAGAGGUUGGAGAGUACCAAGGUGCGUACAAGAUAACAAAGGGUUUGCUGGACAAGUAUGGUCCUGAUAGGGUUCUCGAUACACCAAUCACAGAGGCUGGUUUUACUGGCAUUGGCGUUGGUGCUGCCUACCAAGGUCUUAGACCUGUAGUAGAGUUCAUGACAUUUAACUUCUCAAUGCAGGCAAUUGAUCACAUCAUCAAUUCAGCUGCCAAAUCAAACUACAUGUCAGCUGGUCAGAUAUCCGUUCCUAUUGUUUUUCGAGGACCAAAUGGGGCAGCUGCUGGAGUUGGUGCUCAACACUCGCAGUGCUAUGCAGCAUGGUAUGCUCAUGUUCCAGGAUUGAAGGUCCUAACUCCCUAUUCUGCAGAAGAUGCUCGAGGCUUGCUAAAAGCUGCAAUCAGGGAUCCAGACCCUGUUGUUUUCCUGGAAAAUGAAUUACUCUAUGGUGAAUCGUUUCCUAUUAAGGCUGAAGUACUUGAUUCUAGCUUCAGUGUCCCAAUUGGCAAAGCUAAGAUAGAACGGGAAGGAAAAGAUGUUACAAUUACUGCAUUCUCUAAGAUGGUUGGGUAUGCUCUUCAGGCUGCAGAGAUACUGUCCAAGGAGGGAAUCAGUGCUGAGGUGAUCAACCUUCGGUCAAUUAGACCGUUGGAUAGAGCUGCUAUCAAUGCAUCUGUCAGGAAAACCAGCAGAUUGGUAACCGUUGAAGAAGGCUUUCCACAACAUGGUGUUGGUGCUGAAAUAUGCAUGUCCGUAGUGGAGGACAGCUUUGAGUAUCUUGACGCACCAGUUGAGAGGAUUGCCGGAGCUGAUGUACCUAUGCCCUAUGCGGCAAACCUUGAAAGAUUGGCAGUUCCACAGGUUGAGGACAUCGUCCGUGCAGCAAAGCGAGCUUGCUACAGAUCAUCAUCCAUGGCGGCAAACGCCUAAGCACAAAUGCAAGUUUUGUUUCUUGGCCUUCUUCUUUGUUCCUUGUCCAGAAAAAAUGUACCGAAUCGCAUAAUUGUAUCCCCCAACUCGUGUGAGCUAAUUUUGUAGAUCUGCAUGCAUUGUUGAUUCCGAUCUGUCCGCGGCAGUUGGAUGACUGCAUUGAGUUCAUGGUUCAUCCCGAGACAUUUGAAUCAUGCAACUUCUGGAGGUUUACAUCACUGAGGGAUGUAUAAAUAACAUGUAUGUAACUGAAUUAAACACGGUCAGGUACCAGUACACGAUUUUGCUCUGACU
This is a messenger RNA of Triticum dicoccoides, 1600 nucleotides long. Its product is annotated as pyruvate dehydrogenase E1 component subunit beta-1, mitochondrial-like. Gene Ontology annotation, biological process: pyruvate decarboxylation to acetyl-CoA. The coding region runs from base 197 to 1306 and encodes 369 amino acids. Gene Ontology annotation, molecular function: pyruvate dehydrogenase (acetyl-transferring) activity. The record is from RefSeq and is a predicted model, not a curated record. The transcript is spliced from 14 exons. Gene Ontology annotation, cellular component: pyruvate dehydrogenase complex. Lineage: Eukaryota; Viridiplantae; Streptophyta; Magnoliopsida; Poales; Poaceae.